Ostreococcus tauri is the source of this 1011-nucleotide messenger RNA. Its product is annotated as unnamed product. NCBI's taxonomy places the organism in Eukaryota, Viridiplantae, Chlorophyta, Mamiellophyceae, Mamiellales, Bathycoccaceae. The coding region runs from base 1 to 1011 and encodes 336 amino acids. The record is from RefSeq and is a predicted model, not a curated record. The transcript has a single exon.
AUGCCGCCGCCCGCUUCGGGACGGCUGCUUCCAUCCCAACCGACUGAAAACCGUUACGACAGAUCCAUGCGCGCGCGCUUCCGUCUCGACAUCGCGCCGCGAUCGAUGCGGACGACAGUGGGUGAUAGAAGCUCGGCGCGCGCGCCAAAUGCGACUCGAACGCUCGCCGAACGCGUCUGUCGACCCGCGCACUCGUCAGCACCAACGAAAACGACUUCUCGACGCUCUUGCUCGAGUGUGCGCUCUAGGUCGCUCGGCACGAUCGUGGGAAACAUCGUGAUCGGUGGCAUCGUCAUUGCCGGCUACAUGAGUUCGGGUGAGACCUACCUGCAGCGACGACGAGAAGGCUGGUUGACGCCGGAGGAGGGCGGCGACGAGGACGGCGAGGACGCGGAUGACGUCGCGCUGCGAUGGAACGUGGCGAGCAUUGUCGCGUGUAUUCCGCUCUUGGCACCGCUCGCGUGGAUACUACCAGAGAUAUCCGUCGGGUCGUGGGAUGGAGAUGAGCGUCGAGGAGCGAUUGAGAAGAACGACGCGUACGCAUUUGCGGUGGCGUACUGGGUCGCGUUUGGGUUGCACAACUUUGAUAUCACGGACCCCUUUAUCUGGGGAACGACGUUGCUCUGCGCCGCGCACAUCCAGCUAGAGAAGACGAAUACUUUACUCGUCAAUCCAUACGGUCCAGCGGGGGCGCGGUCGCCAGAUGACGAAGACGCCCUAUCCGCGAUUUCCAAGAAGUUAGAAGCCGUGACCAAGUCCACAGCGGGAAAAGCCGAACCGGCGAAGAACUCCGUUGAAGCCGCGGCGAAGAUUGGACGAGCGAUUGGAAAGGCUGGUGUUGUCGCGAAAGCUCUCGGCGAGGGUAUAUCCGAGGGGAAAGUUGAAGCCGAGAUACAACGAGAGUCACUCGUGAUGUCGGAGGAGUUGACACGUCAGGCGGAGGCUCUCACGGAGGAGCUCGGAGAGUGGGACGGUCGCCUCGAAGGCUCAAAAGGGUUAACAGAAGACUGA